This is a messenger RNA of Pocillopora meandrina, 1883 nucleotides long. Lineage: Eukaryota; Metazoa; Cnidaria; Anthozoa; Scleractinia; Pocilloporidae. The record is from the annotation of a GenBank genome assembly.
AUGACUCCAAAGUUGUCGCUGAUAAUCAUGUUUCUGAUGUCCCGGAUUGGCAUCCUCAACGCCAGUAGCCAAUGUCAUACAGGGGAACACUCUAUUGGUGGGAUGUACCUCAGAGGUCAUACAUUUAAGACGUAUCGGGUUGGUUUGCCUGAAAUGUGUUAUUUCCGGUGUGAGGAAGAAGUUACGUGUCAGAGCUACAAUUUCGUGAUUGCUCAAAAGAUUUGUGAACUGAACAAUCGUACAAAGGAAGCAACACCGGAAGAAUUUAUGCCAGAUCAGAGGAGAUUUUAUAUGAAACUCUCCCAAAAUAGAGGUACCCCCUUUACUGUUCUGCAGUGGUUUUAGCCUACCCUUUUCUCAGUAUGGAAGGAUUUUAAUCCGUCAUAUUUCAAUCACAAUUGCAGAAAACUCAGAUUUCAGGCAUCUACAGAAUUUAAGAUACAUAUUUCUAUGGCUGACCUUUGGAAGGUGUUAAUUUAAUGAUUGCUUCAUCGUUAGAAAAGGUUUUUGAAUAACUGACUCCACGCCAUUGUCAAGUUAAGUUGUAAGAAGUAUUUAAACUCAGGAACGAAGUCAAAAAAACAUUUCCCUCAGUAACCUUGACAAUGGUGUCGUAAUGAAACUAAGAAGGUGGUUAGUUUCUCUCUUUCAUUGUUGUUGUCUUUCAUCUUAUUUCUACUUCACAAUCAAAUAUAAUUACUGUAGCACAGUUUUCAUUUCUUCCUGCUUUUACAUGGUCAGGAAAGGGGGAAGCUUUCUUCUUUACCUUGUUACUUCCAUGCCAAAAAAAAUCAGAUGCUCAAGUCAUAUCAGGAGGUAUCGAAUUGCAUGAUGGUGUAAACUACCUAUUUGUAAUUCGUUUUUACUGACGCAGUUCCCCUCGGAUCCAUCAAAGAACUUCCAGCGGAUACAUGCGGUGAGAUCAAAGCGAGCGAAGGCGACGAGAUGGUUGACGGGAUACACUGGAUUUACUCUGAAGAGAAUGGCGAGGUCAUCGAGGCUUAUUGUAAAGGUAAAUUGUUUACUACAUUGGUGGACUCAAUCAUCCCUCCACUGCCUUCUUAAAUUAAUGCGUAGUUACAUUCCGACAGAUGUUUUUUUUUUAAAUAUUAAUCUCGCCGCAGUGUUCUGCAAAAAGAGUGAGUAACAGUGAAAAUGGCUUUGUUUUCAGUGAUAACGCCAAAAGAUACAACCGGAGAAGGGAUCAAUCAUAAAGACAUGAAUUAUUCUCUCCCUUACACGAAAUUGUUUUGAUCGGUCAAUGAGUUGGACAACCACUGAAUCAAUUAUCCACUUACCCCUUUUAUCACUGGAACAUAUCUUGCAAAUGACUUUUAGUUACCAUUAACAACAUAUAAUAUAACUAUCAAGAAUCACUACCUAAAUUAUUAGUGUAUUACAUUAUUUCAGAGGGCUGGCAAAAAAUAAAUGUUAAGGGGCCUGUCUGCUUUGGAGCCAAAGAUAACGAGUAUGGUUCCUUCAACAUCACAAAAAGUGGACGAGUGAAGACAAUGAAGCUUAUUCACAGGUCAGGAUCGGUGCACUGCAACCCUACGACUGGUGCAUCCUACUGGGGUUGCACUAAUCCAAGAUACGGAGGAGGAGACUUGAUGACAAUCAUCACGGGUGCCGAUAAGAAACCUUUCUUGCCGCCUGCUGAAGACCUGAAGGAUUUGGGAAUACCAGGAGAAAACGCCCACUUUUACAGUCUUCCUGGAUAUCACCAUAAUUCAACUGAGCUCGUUUUUCGUACUCUCGUCAAUCCACUGUUUGUUUUUAACAACCAAGAGAUGCAGAUUUGGUACGGACACGAUUGGAUGGAUCUUCGUGAAAGAGAUAACGGUGGAAAAACUUGUGUUGAUGUAUAUGCAUUGUAUGCGUGA